AUGCCCGCGCCCUCAGCCUCCGUCUCAGCCAGAGCGCAGGCCGCAGCAGAGCCCAUGCCUCCUGGCCUCGGGGCCCCUCCCCUCGGGGCCUCUCCCCUCGGGGCCCCUCCCCUCGGGGCCCCUCUGCGGCUGCUCCCUGCCUUGGCCCUGGGCCUGUGUGUGGCUGUAGUGCUGCAGCUGCUGUGGGGAGGCCUCACCUCCUUCUUCCUCAAAGUCUUCGUGUACGUGUCGUUCGCUCUGCUCUGUUUUCUGGCCGGCAGCUUCGUGCUGCUCACUCGCCAGAGUCCACUGAUGGUCCGCCACUUCAGCCGCCACACCUGCCCCAGGGACCACGCCUUCUUCAGUCAGCUCAUGGGCCGGUUCCUGGUGCCAAUACCAGAGUCGAGCCGGAGAGUCGUGGUGUCUCACAAUAUGGACAAGUCGCUCAAAGAAGUGUUUGACCUGGCCUACAGAGACUACAUCCUGUCGUGGUAUGUGGCUCUGAGUGAGGAUGAGGGGCAGCUGUACUCGAUGCUGUCGGAGGAUUGGUGGCAGAUGAUUGGUCGACUCCGAGAGCGUCUGUCCCACAUCGACCUCGUCAACGUUCUCUGCUACGACUGCAUCCGCAUCCUACACACACACUUCACUGACCUGAAGACCGCCUCUGCCAGGCCAGAGGAGGGCGCCCGUCCCUUCCCGCUGCACCCCAAAAGACCAGCGGUCAUACACCCUCCGCUGCUGCCUCACGGAGGUCCUGACCAACAGAGUGCUGAAGCCGCUGGUGGAGGUGCUCAGUGA
Messenger RNA from Knipowitschia caucasica, 777 nucleotides. The record is from the annotation of a GenBank genome assembly. NCBI's taxonomy places the organism in Eukaryota, Metazoa, Chordata, Actinopteri, Gobiiformes, Gobiidae.